Mollisia scopiformis is the source of this 1630-nucleotide messenger RNA. RefSeq lists its product as uncharacterized. The coding region runs from base 371 to 1456 and encodes 361 amino acids. Lineage: Eukaryota; Fungi; Ascomycota; Leotiomycetes; Helotiales; Mollisiaceae. The record is from RefSeq and is a predicted model, not a curated record. The transcript has 2 exons.
CGCAAGGCUAGCCGGACGCACUGCGCAAGUGUCUGACAAGGUCUGAGUGGCUGGCUUUCGCUAUGUCACCCUAUCAUAUCCCCCGUCAGACCCCUAAUGGGUUCAGCUUCACGGUAGCCUCAUGAACUUCGCCCAUCCUUAAAAUAAGCACUUGGUGUCGGGCUCAUUUUAACUGCACAUUUAUUUAUCUACAACAUGUUUCCCGUUCAGGUCAUUUUGUUCUCACGAUAAUAUUCUAGUCACUAAUCUUUCUCUUGUCCUGCGACCUCAAGCUCCACUGAUCUUGCUGAAUACGGUUCUUGUGCGCCAAUAGCCAGCCAUCACUCACUUGAUUCGCACGUUGGCUUCCUGAAACAAGAAUCAGUUCAAAAUGCGGUCGACCGUUCUCGCAGUCCUGGCGUCAGCCGCAAUUGUUUCUGCCGGUGGUUGUGCGCAGAACAGUAUUGAGGACCUUGUUGCAGAAACUUCAUGUGGUUCUGUCAACGCCAUUACGGCAUGUCUCGGGACAGCAGAUCUACAACGUCUGGACGAGAUCGAACGAUGCUACACCUCGAAUGGAUGCUCGGCUGGGGAAGCGACUGUUGAGGCUGUUUGGUUUGCGAAAGAUUGUCAACCAUUGCAGAUUGAGAAUGGCAGAGGGGACCUGAAAAGGAGAGCAGAUUCGACGGACAGUGGAAGUACUACUUCAGAAAAGACAACCGCGAAAUCCACCGACAAGUCUACAACUGCCAAAAGUACAACGGCACCGUCAAGUACAACUGCCUCAACGACAGUCGAUUCUACCACUUCAUCAGACUCAUCUACAACAAGCUCAGCGACCACGGCUUCAUCAACGACCUCAUCUACGACAUCGUCCAGCUCGCAGUCGACUACAGGAACUAGCAGCACCACUUCUGGGAGCACAACAGGCUCCUUAGUCUGCUCGAUCACCUCCACAAUAUCGACCAAAGUCUGCCAGACCACAUCAGGAACAUCAACGUGUAGCUCGACAACAGUAGAGUCUGCUUCGUGCGCUCCAGGACUGAUUUGCUUUUCCGCCACGGCUAGUGCAAAUUCAGCGCUAUGCAUGAAGAGAGAUAAUACCCUCACUACGUCCGGCUUGAUCGUCACAAUCGUUUUCGGCCUCGCAAUCGGUGUAGCUAUAAUCGCAUUCAUCGUCAUGGGAGUUCGCAACAGCAAGAAAGUCAAGCAACAAGAAUAUGCCCACCAAAUGGCAGCAGCGAGCACCAAAGGCGCAGAUGUCGAAUCACAAUCCUUUGCGAACGCGAAUCGAUCCGAAGCCGCUCUUCCUCUCAUCACACCAGGUGGAACGAGAAGUGACCAAUAUCAACCGCAACAAGAUUAUUUUGGACAAUCUUCUGGAGGAGGAAAUUCUGUGACUCCACCAGCGGGCAGAGGGAAUGCGCCACAAUUACAUCAAGGAUUGGGAGCUUUGGGACAAGAAACUAGAUAUUAGGGAAUGAAGGAACAAGGCGUUUUUGGUGUUUGGAUGACGGGGUUUUGGCGUCAUACCCAUUUUGUGUUUAAUCAUUGUGUUUGCGAUAUUGAGCGUUGCAAGCUACAAAACUUGAGAUAUUUUCACUUCUGCAAGCCUUCCUGAACCCAUACAAGCAUUUCUUGUCAUUUGUGA